AUGAAACCAGCCUUUGACAAGAUUAUUGUCGUCGGAGCAGGACCGUCAGGACUUCUCCUGUCUCUGCUACUAAUCAGAGCUGGCAUCAAGGUGCAUCUUCUAGAUGCUGCUCCCACGCUAGACGAUCAGCCUCGUGCAGCACAUUAUGGACCUCCUGCGAUUCCCGACCUUCGACGAGCAGGUGUCCUUGACAAGAUCAAGUCUCAAGGAUUGACUCUCAACACGAUGUGCUGGCGAAAGCUUGACCAAACAUACAUCGCGGGCAUGGAUACUAGUGAAACUUUGUCGAACGACCCUGAGUAUGGCGACGUAAGAACUGUUAGCCUCGCUCUUCAAGAACUGGACGCCUUGAUGCUGGAGGAGUUCUUGAAGAAAGGCGGUCAAGUCAGCUGGGAACACCGCGUACUGGAGGUUCAGCAAGACGAAUUCAAAGCCUGGGUGAAGAUCCAAACGCCAUUGGAGAAGAAGAAGAUUAUUGAAGCAGAUUAUGUUGUGGGAUGCGAUGGCGCGAACAGCAUUGUCAGGAAGAGCCUGUUUGGAGAGGAGUUUCCAGGCUUUACCUGGAACCAGAAGCAAAUUGUUGCGACGAACACAUACUAUGAUUUCCGCAAGUUCGGCUAUCAUGAUGCGAACUUCAUUAUAGAUCGUGAUCACUUAUACAUGGCAGCCAUCAUCGACGACAAAGGCUUGUGGCGCGUCACAUACGGCGAAGAGCCUGGCCUAACACGAGAACAACUGCUAGAACGUCAGCCCAAGAAGUUUGAGACCAUCUUGCCUGGAAACCCAAAGCCUGGCGAUUAUGAGAUGGUCAACUUUUCGCCGUAUAGAAUGCAUCAGAGAGUGGCCGAGAGGUUCAGAGUCGGCAGAGUCAUGUUGGCAGCGGAUGCCGCGCAUCUUUGCAACCCAUUUGGUGGUCUUGGAAUUACUGGCGGCUUCGUGGAUGUUGGUUGUUUAUACGACUGUUUGUAUGGCAUCUGGACGCAUCAAGCCGACGACUCAAUUUUGGACCUGUAUUCGGAAGUGCGUCGACAAAAGUACAAGGAGAUUAUCGAUCCAAUCUCGACAGAAAAUUUCAAACGUGUUUUUGACCAAGAUCCGGAAGUUGCGGGCGAGAAGGACCACUUCCUAGUCUUGUGUAAGAAAGCAGCCGAAGACAAGGACUUUGCUCGGCAGAUGCACUUGGCAUCUUUCGGGAUCCGCCAUGAUUUUACACAGUACUAUCGUAUGAACAAAGGGAGGGAAUCUUUGAACAUUGACGCCAAGUCAGUUUUCAGCGUGGAGCAUAUUGAGGAGGUUGCACCAACAGGAGCGGACUGA
This is a messenger RNA of Aureobasidium melanogenum CBS 110374, 1317 nucleotides long. RefSeq names its product FAD/NAD(P)-binding domain-containing protein. The transcript has 5 exons. Gene Ontology annotation, cellular component: mitochondrion. Lineage: Eukaryota; Fungi; Ascomycota; Dothideomycetes; Dothideales; Saccotheciaceae. The record is from RefSeq and is a predicted model, not a curated record. Gene Ontology annotation, molecular function: FAD binding; oxidoreductase activity. Gene Ontology annotation, biological process: ubiquinone biosynthetic process. Bases 1 to 1317 code for a protein of 438 amino acids.